AUGAUGCGAUCACGGGGGCGAGGCCGAGGUGGCGCUGGCAGCGGUGGGGUGAAGAGGGAGCUGAAGGAUCGCAGCGCAUUCUGGGUGGCGCCACCGCAGUCCUUCGUGACUAACCGUCACGCUCCCACAGCUGUGCCGCACAGCCUCUCGGUGAUUGUGGUUGUGGAUCCAAACAUGGUUGAGCCAACGGCGUUCCUGCAGGACAUCGCGCCAAUCACAAUGGCUGGUGGAACCCGCAAAGAGGACGCUGUUUCGGACGGGGCAGGGAGUUCGACUCUGGUGGAGGAACGGGUCAUUCCGUCAUUUUUCAAGGUGCCUGUGUAUGUGUGGGAGGAUACGACGCUGCGAGAGAUACUGGAGGAAGUCCUGGCGUCCAGCGCGGCGGCCAGGCGUGUGCUGUUGCCCCCUGCUGUUGAUGCUACGUCCGACACCACACACCCGGUAGCAUCAGUUGGGGAUGGUCACGGGUCGUGGAAGUUGGCUGAGCAAGAGGAGGGAGGGAACGCCGAGGGGCUUUCCAAGGCUGGUGCUCGAGAAGGGGAGGGGGAUGAGAAUGGCGGUGCCGGGUGCGCACAGAAGGAGGACGACGACAAGAACCCCAGCGAUUCCCUCACCGAUGAAGAGCCAGAUGAGGGGCCGCCCGCUAAGCGCGAGCGCACGGAGGCAGGCAGAAACACUAAUAAUAAGGAAGGAGAAGAGGAAGACAAGCAGAAGGAAGAUGCACCAUUCACGCGGCGGGGUCGCAGACGUGGCAAUCGCCCACCCCCACUCUCAGUCGCUAAGGUGCAUCUUUCUCAUGUAUUCGUUGAUCCAUCCAGGAAGCCGCAAAUACGAGGUAUUACUGUUCUGCGCGUUGACAGGCCUGUAUUCCACACCGGGGACCACAUAACGAUGCAUGAGCUUCGCCUCACAAAGGGGGCUAGUCGCGGGUGGAAAACUGGGGAUUUGUUGGUGCUCGCACCAACCGUGCGGCAUCACAGGCCCACCGCUUCGGCGAAUGGUGGUGUGUGA
Molecule: messenger RNA, 1011 nt
Organism: Trypanosoma grayi
Lineage: Eukaryota; Euglenozoa; Kinetoplastea; Trypanosomatida; Trypanosomatidae
Product: putative trans-sialidase
Exons: 1
Coding region: 1-1011 (336 amino acids)
Source: RefSeq, a predicted model, not a curated record